Molecule: messenger RNA, 726 nt
Organism: Triticum turgidum subsp. durum (durum wheat)
Lineage: Eukaryota; Viridiplantae; Streptophyta; Magnoliopsida; Poales; Poaceae
Source: the annotation of a GenBank genome assembly
AUGGAGAGGGUUAGGACCAUUCUGACUCAUGGAUACCCAUACCCACAUGAGCAUUCGAGACAUUUCAUGAUUAGGAAGACUAUCAAGCCACACUAUUCACACUUUAGUCGCUGGUACGUUGCUUGGAUAUUCUUGGCAGCAUUAUGGCAUCUCCCUAGUUUUCAGUCAAUGGGGUUGGAUUUGAGGAUGAAUCUUUCCCUCUUCCUCGCUGUUUAUAUUUCCUCUCUAAUCAUCUUCCACGUCACAUUUCUUGGACUCUGGUAUUUGGAUCUUGUUUCUCGCAUGGCAGAGAAAAAGCCAGAGAUGCUUACUAUAAUCAAAAAUUGCGCAGUGGUAAGUAUAGCUUGCUGCGUGUUCUACAACCACUGUGGUAACAGGACCCUUUCAAGGGACAAAUCUAUUGAUCAUAGAACUGCAUUUUCACUGUGGAUAAAGCAAAAUGAGUACAAUACACUGAUUUCAAAGCUAUGGCGUAUGCAUAAGUUUAAAGAUCAUAUUUGCUCGCCCUGGUUUGCUCCGGUUGGCUUUGCCAGUGAUUAUCCACUUCUAUCGAAAUGGGCCAUUUAUGGAGAACUUCCAAUGGAUCCGAACGCUCCAACAUCAUUUCACCUGUCUACUCUUUGUGGGAUACAUUCAUUGGUCUUUACAUGGCCAAUUAUGUCGUGGAGCGGUCAACUGGGUAUGCCUACUGUCUGCACACAUCCAUCUGGUAGAAUUUCUUUUUGA